Molecule: messenger RNA, 1530 nt
Organism: Vidua chalybeata
Lineage: Eukaryota; Metazoa; Chordata; Aves; Passeriformes; Viduidae
Gene: TRMT10B
Product: tRNA methyltransferase 10B
Exons: 7
Coding region: 1-1056 (351 amino acids)
Biological process (GO): tRNA N1-guanine methylation
Cellular component (GO): nucleus; nucleoplasm
Molecular function (GO): tRNA binding
Source: RefSeq, a predicted model, not a curated record
AUGGAGGCCGGGGUGGCGGCGGGGACGGGCCCGGCGGCGGCGGCGAGCGAGGCGGAGGCGGCGGUGGUGGCCGAGGCGCUGCGGCUGCUGCGGAUCGAGCCCUCGGCCGCGGGCGAUCCCAGCGCGGGGCGGGCGGGCGGCGAGGAGGGACCGUGCUCGAGGAACGCGCUGCGGAAGCGGCGGCGCUGGCAGCGGGUUCUCGCCGCCCGGCGCGGGAAGCGGCGGCAGGAGCGGCAGCGCCGCCGGGCACGGCGGGCAGCGGCGGAUGGGGACGGCCCGAGACCGGCGCUCGGCAGCGGCCCCGCCGGGCCCGGGCCGCCGUCCGUCCGCCGCGGGAGGGUCCCGGCUGCCCUGGCCACGGAGCGGCUGCUGGAGGCGCGGGCGGCGGGGCCGCGGCUGUGCGUGGACCUCGGCGUGGGCGGCAGCAUGUCCGAGAAGGAGAGUGGCCGCCUGGCCUCCCAGAUCCGGAGGCUCUACGGGGCGAACCGCCGCGCCGCUCGGCCCUUCUGGCUGUGCCUGACGGAGUUCGCGGCGGGGACGCCGAUCUACGAGCAGUGCUUCCGCAUGAACGACGGCUUCGCUGGCUACCUGAUGGAUACAACUCCAGAGAGUUACCUGGACCUGUUUCCUUUGGAGGCCAUUGUUUAUCUCACUCCUGACUCUGAGAACGUCCUUGAAGACAUCGAUCCCAGCAAGGUGUACGUGCUGGGAGGGCUGGUGGAUGAGAGCAUUCACAAGCAGCUGACCCUGCGGAGGGCACGGGAGCAGCGCCUGCAGACAGCCCGGCUGCCCAUCCGCGAGUUCAUGGUGAGAGCCCCCAACUCCAGGAACUACCACUCCGAGACGCUGGCCAUCAACCAGGUCUUUGACGUCCUGUCCACCUACUACGAGACGCGGAGCUGGCCAGCAGCUCUGAGGGCUGGAGUUUCUUCUGGAAAAGGCUACGUGCUACCGGACACAGCGGAACAGGUGGAAACAGCCCAGCGCGCCACUGCUGCCCAAGGAAGCUCUUUAUUGCGUGGUGAGGAGCUGCACAGGCAGGAAGCACCAGCGUGACUGUGCACAGGAGACAGCUGUUCCCAGCAGUGUGAGGAGCUCGUUGGAGCAACACCUUCUGCCUCAGGAAUGCGGUGCUGGACAUCGCCCAUGCCCCUGAGCAGGAAAGAAAAGCCUGGCGGAGCCUGGGAUCAAGUGAAAACUGGCAGGAAUUCAGUUUUGCCUCUUUGCAGCUGUUUGUUUGUGACUCCUGCACCUACACUUGUUCUGAGGUGGGGAGGAGAGCUUUAAGGUGUUUUCUUCAUUUUAUUGAAACAGAGAGUAAGGUGAAGUUAGGAUUGCAAAGCUCAUGGGCAAGGGAAACGCCCUACCAUGGGACGGGACAGUGCUGCUCCUGCAGGAGAACGCGGGAUGGGGAGCAGCUCCCAGGGGCACUGUGUCCCAACAGCUUAAACCCACUGAAGACUCGGUGAGUUGCUGAAGCCUUUGGCUAGUUGUAUGCAUCUAAUAUAAAAUAAAAGGUUUAGAUCCCCA